GACGUUUCCGUUCGUCGCUGCUCGCGCUGUUGCCGGAAGUGAAGAUGGUGGCCUUCACCGCCGAGGCGGAUCUGGUGACGGGAUGGUGUCUCUUCGGCCUUGCUUUACUGGUCAUUUUGGUGUUUUGCUGGGUUUAUGUCCGCAAGUACCAGAGUAAGCGAGAAAGUGAAGUAAUUUCCACCAUAACAUCUAUUUUUGCUUUGGCAAUUGCACUUAUUACAUCAGCUCUCCUUCCUGUGGACAUUUUUCUGGUUUCUUAUGUGAAGAACCAGAAUGGAACUUUUAAGGACUGGGCUGAUGCCAAUGUUACAAGACAAAUUGAAGACACUGUAUUAUAUGCAUAUUAUACCCUUUACUCCAUCAUAUUAUUCUGUGUAUUUUUAUGGAUCCCAUUUGUCUACUUCUACUAUGAAGAAAAAGAUGAAGAUGAUGGCAAUACAUACGUGCAGGUUAAAACUGCAGUCAAGUAUACACUAGGAUUCCUUCUGGUUUGUUCAGUUCUUCUAAUUAUUGGAGCUUUUGUUCCACUGGAUAUUCCUACCAAGAAAAACUCAACAGAGUGGGAGAAAAUAAAACUUUUGUUUGAAGAACUUGGAAGUAGCCAUGGUUUAGCUGCCCUCUCUUUCUCCAUAAGUUCUUUGACCCUUAUUGGAAUGGUGGCAGCUAUUACCUAUACGGCUUAUGGUAUGUCUGCUUUGCCUCUAAACCUUAUAAAAGGCACAAGAAAUGCUAGUUAUGAACGCUUGGAAAACACUGAAGAUAUUGAAGAUGUUGAGCAAAAUAUUCAAAGAAUUAAAUCAAAGUGCAGAGAUGGUCGGCCUUUACCAAAUCGAGACAGGCAAAUGCUGCAACAGCUUGAAGACAAAUUAAGAAGCCUUCGCAAAAGAGGACGGCGUCUGGAAUACGUUGAGAAAAGCUGCUGGACAAAAUUCUGUGGUGCCAUGAGACCCCUAAAAAUUGUAUGGGGAAUAUUUUUUAUACUUGUGGCUCUGCUGUUCACUAUUUCUCUCUUCCUGUCGAAUUUGGAUAAAGCACUUCAUUCUACUGGUAUAAGUUCUGGAUUUAUAAUCCUGGGAACUAAUUUGACCAACCCAUUGAAUAUGUUGUUACCUGUUCUACAGACAGUAUUUCCCUUAGAUUAUAUUCUUAUUACCACCAUCAUCAUGUACUUCAUAUUUACUUCAAUGGCUGGAAUUCGCAAUAUGGGUAUAUGGUUCUUCUGGAUAAGGACUAAUAAGACAUUUGAAGGACAUUUGAACAAUGAAACAACAUACACAUCCAAAGACUGUGAUGCAGAUGCACCUGAAGAUCAGUGCACCGUUACUCGGACAUAUCUGUUUCUACACAAAUUUUGGUUCUUCAGUGCUGUAUAUUACUUUGGCAAUUGGGCUUUUAUUGGAGUUUUCUUGAUUGGAUUAAUUGUGUCAUGCUGCAAAGGAAAAAAAUCAGUCAUUGAAGGUGAAGUGGAUGAAGAUGAUUCAGAUAUAAGUGAUGAUGAGCCAUCGCUCUAUUAUGGCUGACAGCCUGCAGUCCUGAAGGUUAAAGCUUGCAAUGUAAAACUGUGAAAAUGCCACUUUUGGUUCUGACUUUAUUCUUGGAAAAGUUCAAGUUUGCCAACAUUGAAGGGAGAAAUAAUAUAAACCAGGAUUUGGAAUGUCUGCGAAUCUGACUGGCUUACAGUUAAAUUCAUUUGUACAUAGGCACAAGAGCUAAUUUUAUGAAGGAAAAAUUAAAGAGAACUAUUUUUUGAGUAUAUAGCUACAAAGCUGUGAUGUCAAUUAAAUGCCGUUUAAGUUUGUUUUUGUUAGUCUUGAAUUUUAAAUUCAUUAAUGAUUUUUGUUUCUUUAGACUAUUGACAAAUCCUAAUCAAACUGACAAAUGUGUCAUACAUCUCAUGGAAAUCUAAAGUUACUAGUGCUUGUUAAUAUGAAACUAAUACCUAAAAUACACUUGUUGGUAUAUGAAAUGAUUCUUAAAGACAAUAGAACUAUUGACUGGUCAUUAGAGAGAAUCCCUCUCAUAUCAAAUGUGAAUGCAGUAUGAUAUUCAAUAGUUGCAGAUGGGAUGCAACUAUUAUAUCCAGCAAAAUAGCGGGAGAAAUAUGUAUUCUAUUCUAAAGUUUUGUUUAUUCAGUUUAGUAUCUGCUCACAUAUGCUAUUCUCAACCCAGAUGGAUAGAGAGCAAUGGGCUGAUCAACAAUAUAGAAUAUGUCCUGAACUUUCUAAUUCAAAAUAGCGAUGUAAAGAAAGAUGUUUUUUUCCAUUGUUCAUACAAUCUGUGAGCUUUAAUUUCUUCAUGGUUUAAACUAAACCCAAUAUGUACAUUUUAAAAAGACAUUAAAUAUUGAUCACCUUGCUUGGUUACAGUUUGCUGUUUACUGUCUUGGCAUAAUAAUACAAAUAUGCUGAACCCUGUUUUAAACACUGAAACAACUAUUCAAUAUAAUUUUGCUUAAUUAUACCUGAUGAAGGGCACAAAUGUUUAAAAAUCAUGUCAUUUUGUUUCUUAUUUUGUGAAAUAAAUUAAUCAGGAUCCCAAGUGCAUACUA
This is a messenger RNA of Thamnophis sirtalis, 2548 nucleotides long. The record is from RefSeq and is a predicted model, not a curated record. Lineage: Eukaryota; Metazoa; Chordata; Lepidosauria; Squamata; Natricidae.